This is a messenger RNA of Fundulus heteroclitus (mummichog), 1777 nucleotides long. RefSeq names its product B-cell receptor CD22-like. The transcript has 8 exons. Lineage: Eukaryota; Metazoa; Chordata; Actinopteri; Cyprinodontiformes; Fundulidae. The record is from RefSeq and is a predicted model, not a curated record. Bases 1 to 1176 code for a protein of 391 amino acids.
AUGAAGGACUACCAGAGUCUGGUGGCAGCUCUGUCAGAGAACGUGCUGACCAUCAACAUGUUACUGAGUGUCUUCUUUCUUCCAGGUGAGCUGGAAUUUAUACUGAUUCUUGUGGUAAGUUAUGGAGUUAACACCUAUCCAAUAGAAAUUACAGGAAAGCUGAGUCAGAAAAACUGCACCACUCUGUUUUCUGAUCUAACUACAAGUCAAGAGGUCAGAUACUUCCUCAGAAUCGAGAACGGAGGCUACAAAGCAACUGCGUGUUCUAGUCCGCUGCAGAUAACAGUGGAAGAUUCUCCUUGGAGUCCCAGCAUUAACAUCCCUGCUGAUCUGAAGGAGGAUCAGUCUGUCACUAUCAGCUGCUCAGCUUUGACUCCCUGUCCACACUCACCUCCUGAACUCACCUGGAAUCUCCAACAAGACUCUCACAGACAAACAGAGAAAAACACAGAGGGAACCUUUACAACUAAAAUCCAGGAGGCCAUCACUCUGUCAGACACACAUGAUGGAUACAACAUCAGCUGUUCUGCCACAUAUCCUGUGAAUGGAGGAAGCAAGACAGCAGAGACAGAAGUGACUCUCAGUGUUUCAUAUGCUCCUAGAGACACCUCAGCAUCCAUCAGUCCAUCAGGUUUGGUGUCAGCAGGUAGUUGGGUGGAGCUGAGCUGCUCCAGCAGAGCCAAGCCUCCUGCCAGCUUCACCUGGUACAGGAACAGCAAACAUGGAGCCAUUAAUGUCUCUGUGGGGCAGGUUUACAGCUUCAGAGCUACUGAGGGAGGAGAGUAUUACUGUGUGGCUACAAAUGAUCUGGGUCAUCAGAACUCAUCAGUGAUCCUUGCAAGAACUGAAGGAGCAGAGAUGUUUCAGUAUUUGAUUCCACUUCUUGCAGUGAUUGUUGUCAUUGUGCUCAUCUGCCUGGUGAUCUCUGUUUGGCGGUUCAAGUUCAAACAUCUAACUCCCCAACAGACUCAGAGUCAGACAGGUGUGGAGGCUCAGGUAGCAGCCAACAAAGCAGAGGAAGAACUCAAUUAUGGAGAAGUGAACUUCCUACAGAGAGGACAUGAAGAUUCCUCCGUCUCAGUGCAGGACGGAGGACAGCAGGACACGGUGUACGCUCAGGUCAAAGUUUCUCCUGACUGUCCAGAGGAUGUCUACGCUCAAGUGAAGAAAAAAUAACUUUUUUUUUUAACAAAAGUACUUUUGAGUUAAAAUGCAAACAUCCUCAUCCUCAAUUUUGCUUUAUUUUGACAUUUUUAAAUUACAAAGGACAUCCUUUGCAUAUUGUGUCAAGAUUUGUAUGCAUUUCACACCAUGAUAGAUAGAAGUGGAUGAAACGUUCCGGUUCUAUUCUACAAAACAAAAACCUCAGGGCUAAAAGCUCCUAUAUCAAACACAGUAACUUGUUUAAAUAUGGAUAAUGACCAAAGAAUAUGUAUCUAAAAAUAAAGUAUUUGUAUUUAAAACAAACCCAGACCUGUGCCUCAGCUUAACUCAAAUGUUGUGAAUUAAAGACAUUUUCAGAAAUUUCUGAAGCCACGAGAUCAAAAUCUGGGAUUUCCCAAAUUGCUUUAAGUGUAUGUAAACUUCUGGAUUUGAAGAAAGCAAAACAAAUUAUCUGUCAUUGAGAUACAAUUUUAUUACAAAAAUAAAAUGUUACUUGAAUAUCCUUUAGCCACAAUUUAAUCCUCUCCACUGAAGGAAAGGUGUCUUUUUAUGCAGUGUAAGGAAAUAUCUUUUUUCAAACUAAUUUUCAGUUUUUCAAAUUACCUAAACUAGA